Molecule: messenger RNA, 1044 nt
Organism: Dibothriocephalus latus
Lineage: Eukaryota; Metazoa; Platyhelminthes; Cestoda; Diphyllobothriidea; Diphyllobothriidae
Source: the annotation of a GenBank genome assembly
AUGUCGAAUCAUCGCUCGCCUCAUAAGUCCACCGUCGACGUACACACCAAGUUCAAAAUGACGAUUGUCGGCCAUUGCGGUCCAGUCUAUAGCUAUGCAAGUGCCCUAGAUAUUUGCGCAAUUUCGCUGAACACCUUCGGCUUUUUGGCAAAUCUCACUAUUACUGUUCUUCUCUUCCUACUUCACUCUAAGAAGUUCAAAAGCCUGACCCUUCUUCGAGUCCUGUCCUCCGGCUGUUUAGCUUUCUCGCUUAUUAGCCUUAUUGAAGAAGUUGUUGGCCUUAACCCCAACAGCGGCAACGUCUACAUUGAUGGCCUGAUAUGCAUUGUAUGGAGUACUCGUUUCCUCUUCUAGGCCUCCGAGAUGCUGCAAAUUAGGAAUUAUCCCAUUACCACGGAGAAACAGCGGCUCACGACAUACAUGCUCCUGGUCUUCCUGGGCAGUUUCAUCGGGGGGCUGCCUCAGUUGCUGCUAGCAUUUCCGCUUAGGGAUGAAUGCGCCUGUGCUCCAUUUCCCGAAAACUUUGUCAUCUUAACAGUGCUGUAUGCUCACGCUUUUCUGUGGACCGCUAUUACCCGAAUCAUUUAUCCCGCAGUUCUAGUCUAUAUCAGCAUUGCUUUGAUUCUACGCUUGUGGAAAUCAGAAGGAGGCGUUAUUGCAGAUGAUCUUGACGCACUUCACUUCCUGAAUCCGCAAGCCUUCCCAACAUCCACAACCACCACGGCGACACCUGCGCUGCCAGUGGCCUCCUCGACUUACUCUGGUCUUCGUGACAGUAGUAGAACUACUGCUGGGGUUGUUGCGAUAUCGGGCUAUAAAGUUGAUCUACAUGCCUGGUCGGCUUCCUUUUGCAUCGUACCUCUGAGCGCUGCCUGCCUGGUAGGCAACGCCUUCGAGUGGGUUCAGCAAUUUCUGAGUGCGGCUGGUGUUUUGAACUACAGCCUGCGCAGUCCAGCUCAACAGUUCAGUGUAACAUUGGUUAGCCUGUUUACCGCGCUGGUGCCACUUAUCCUCUUUUCCACAUCCCCGCGAUGCGGUCGCUGA